AUGGCAGAUAUUUUAGAUUUCCGUCGGGAUUUAUCUCGGCAGGUGGAGGCCAUUAGACUUGAUGAGAAUACGGCCUACAAGAAAGCUGUUCAUCGCACGGUCUUCCAUGAGCUUCUAGACAGCAAACUUCCCCCAGCGGAGCUGCAGCGGGAUCGGCUGCGUGAUGAAGCGUUUAGCUUAGUGACAGCAGGCUCUGGGAGGCCUAUGUGUUGCGUGGCACGGCAUAUCAUAUUGCCGCCAACCCCUCUGUGCGACAGCGGCUACAUGACGAACUCGUGGCCACCAUUUCAGAUCCCCAGCAGUUUCCCACCCUGGGCCACACUUGAGCAACUGCCCUACCUGAUAGCCGUGGUACAAGAGGGAUUACGUCUAUGUGACCUUGUUACCCACUGGAUCAGCCGCCAAUUCCCCGACCAGCCGCUUCAGUGCCGCGGAAUCUUCAUGCCCGCCAACACGACCGUGGGAAUGACAGCCAUGUUCACCCAUCUCAACGAGACAAUCUCCCCCGAGCCUCGCGUUUUCCGGCCCGAGCGUUGGUUGGGACCCGACGGUAAGCGACUGGAACGAUACUUAGUGCCCUUUAAUCGGGGUACGCGCUCUUGUCUGGGCAUGAAUCUCGCCCGUGCAGAGCUCGUUUUGAUUCUCGCAGCAGUCUUCCAUAAAUACGCUAAAUCAGUUUGA
Messenger RNA from Aspergillus pseudotamarii, 681 nucleotides. RefSeq names its product cytochrome P450. The record is from RefSeq and is a predicted model, not a curated record. Gene Ontology annotation, molecular function: monooxygenase activity; iron ion binding; oxidoreductase activity, acting on paired donors, with incorporation or reduction of molecular oxygen. Bases 1 to 681 code for a protein of 226 amino acids. The transcript is spliced from 3 exons. Lineage: Eukaryota; Fungi; Ascomycota; Eurotiomycetes; Eurotiales; Aspergillaceae.